AUGUCUGACCAGAGUUAUCGGAGACCAUUGCUUGUGGCCCUGGCCAGCACAGUAGCGCUCACUGCGGCAUUCUACGCCUACUUCCAGCGAUCGAAAGCACAGCCAGAACACUCAGCUGCCCUUCAUCGCAGCAAUGCCGUCCGCAGACCCAGGCACAGGCGGCGCUGGCGUCCUUUCUUCGAACAGCCUCCCCUCGACUACGAUCCUACCGAGCGAGCCAUCAACCACUUGGAGGAACGCAAUGAGCGAAGACACGGCUACGGAGAAUAUCAGAACAAGUGGUUUUUCCCCACCCCGGAAGACGCCCAAGGAGUGGACUUGACCCUCAUUCCUUGCAAUUUGAGAUCCAUCUAUGUCUAUCUCUUGCAGCAUUCGCCAGCGCCACUCUCGCCCUACCAAAAAGACUGCCUGCGAUUGCAUGUUCACGGCGUCUUCACCCAGAACUUUCUCCGCGAAGAGUAUCCCGAAGGAUAUAUCAUUGGCGAUGACGCCUACAUUAUUGCCCGAGGUCUAGAACUCCUGGAUGUGGCGGAGGAGAUUGUCUACGAGGUGGUCAAGGCUUUCGACGAAGGUGAAUUUCAUCUCAGUGAGGAGUGGAGCCCUCUUGAUGCGCCCAUUCAAAGCCCUCGCAUGCCCCCUCUGCAGAUAGACGGCGCUGUGGGAGGAUUCGCUACUCAAGAUGCUCUGGACGCCUUGGCCAAUCCAGCGAGGGACGACGACGACGAGAGUGAGAUCUCGUACAGUAACAAUGAUGAAGAUCCCGAGGGCAGCCAGAACAUGCUCGAUCUCCUCUAUCACAUCGCCGGCGAACAGGCGCGGAGGGAGGGCUACAUCCACCGUGGCGUCGAAUGCAACAGCUGCGGUGUCCACCCGAUUCAAGGGAUCCGGUAUCAUUGUGCAAAUUGCUUCGACUAUGAUCUUUGCGAAAGCUGCGAGGCAAGCUCAGGUCAUAUCAAGAGUCACGUCUUCUUCAAGAUUCGAAUUCCGGCUCCCUCUAGAGGUAAUAUUAAGCAGGUUAUUCCAAAAUGGUAUCCUGGAACCCCCAACGCAUUUCCCUCGUCCUUGCCGAAAGACCUCUCCAAGCCCUUACUGGAACAGACGGGGAUGGACCGCACUGAGAUGGAUGCCCUCUAUGAGCAGUUCAAAUGCCUCGCUGGCCACUACUGGCCCACCGAUCCCACUGGGCUGGGCGUGGCCAUUGAUCGAAAAGCGUUCGACGCAUACUUCAUCCCUUCUGCCGCGGACAAACCUUCACCCGCCAACCUAAUCUACGACCGAAUAUUUGCCUUCUACGACACCAACAACGACGGGCUCAUCGGCUUCGAUGAAUACAUCCGUGGCCUGGCACGAUUGCAGAAUAAGUCACGGUAUGCCCGCCUCAAGCGAAUAUUCGAUGGUUAUGACCUUGACUCGGAUGGAUUCGUCGACCGCAAAGAUUUCCUCCGCAUCUUUCGUGCGUAUUUUGCUUUGAACAAAGAGCUAAGUCGCGAGAUGAUCAACGCCCAAGAGGACUUCGGCUACGUGGAAGAAGAGAUUCGAGAAGUGGUUCGGGGAAGCCAACCGAUCAGUGCCGCCUUUGGUGGAGGCAUGCUCUAUGGACAUGAGUCUAGAACUGGUCAGGACAAGCAGCGUCAAGCGAACGGGGAAUUGGAAUUAUCUAAUGGCUCCCGAGGUGUGCUACAGCCUGACGCCGACAUGCGAGGAGAUCGCGCUCGUGCCAUUGGCAACGUUGCUAUGAACAAUCGGAUCAGAAAUCAUCCGUUCCGGUCCUUUAGGGAAGAACCGAUCGAGGACGAAGCUCUGAUCCAUCUCCCUGGUGUCCCGUUCAAUGCUUCUGGAAUGCAAGACCCGGACGACGCGACCGAGGAAGAACUUGCGGGGCCUGAACCCCCUCUCCAGGCAUAUGGCUGGCCUCCAGUGCACACCCCCGAACCUCAGGACAUUGUCAACGCUCUAGGGCGGGAGGUUGCCCUUGAGGACGUCACGGAUCCGGUGGACAGGAGCAGAGUGUUAUUUGCACAGUCACAACGCCUGGACAAUGAGGGCGACGAAGCCGAAAGGUCUAUGCGGGCCACGGCCGUGGAAGAACGGUGGCGCCGAAGACAAUUUUACCUGGAUGAGGAGGAAGGGCUUACCAGACCACCCGGAUACACAGAACCUGACAGUUCUGAUGACGAACCCACCACAUCAAGGCCCAAAAAAGCCAGGCGCGUGACGACCUCGAGUCCACGAAGACCGUCGAUACAGUCACGAUCCUCAUCCAAAGUGCGAUUCGAUGACAGCGCCAUCGAUACCGACUUUGAAACACGUUCAAAUGCCUCGUCACGCAGCGUACCUGUCAACGAACGAUGGGGUGGUUACGAGCUUGGGCAGGCCGAAGCAGACAUUGGCAAGGAUAUCCUGUACCAGGCCGUUCAACAAGGGUUUAAUGAACUUCUAGAUGCCCUGUUCAAGGAGAAGGAAGAUGAGUGGGUGACGGCUCACUAUACACGGAACGACCGGCACAGGUUCCGUAAAGAAAUGGACCGGUACCGGGAGAAGCUUGAGGCGGGAAAACAGCAGCACGACAAAGCUUUGGAAGAGGCCGAUAGGCUGAGGACCGAACAGUUAUUGCAAAGCGCACCGGUGCGUGAAUCUGCUCAGAAGCCGGACGGACCCGAAGACUUGGUGGAAGCGAAAUCCGACGAGAGACUGUCACCUGAUCCCGAUCCCGAUCCCGACCCCGAAGAUCAUAUAGAAUUGAUGUUUGGGGACGGUGCCGCAGGCGAGAUACCGAAAACAGAGCAAGAGACGAACUCGUCUAGGUCUUAUUGCGACCCUACUCUUCCACAGUUCCGUCCGAACGAGUCUGAGCCGGCAAGCGCGAAGACCCAGCCAGAUCCCUUCUCUGGCGACCCAGUUGAGGCGCGAAACACCUACGACCUUUGGCUCCGACAUGAUGCGAUUGACACAGAAGCGCGACAACGAGGAGGGUAUGGUAAGCUCAGCUUCGCCGAAUUCCGACGGAAAAUGGUGGCCGACGAAUCUGAGGUGAGCACAAGGCUUGGUACCAAAGGUGACAAGGAUAGGCCCCAGGAGGCAUGGGAGAGUAGCGCGGAGCUGGGGAGGUUGGCAUUCGUUGGCACAUGGCUGGAGAUGGCCAGCUUCUAG
Molecule: messenger RNA, 3150 nt
Organism: Capronia epimyces CBS 606.96
Lineage: Eukaryota; Fungi; Ascomycota; Eurotiomycetes; Chaetothyriales; Herpotrichiellaceae
Exons: 1
Coding region: 1-3150 (1049 amino acids)
Cellular component (GO): membrane; intracellular membrane-bounded organelle; cytosol
Molecular function (GO): calcium ion binding; zinc ion binding
Source: RefSeq, a predicted model, not a curated record